Molecule: messenger RNA, 436 nt
Organism: Ixodes scapularis (black-legged tick)
Lineage: Eukaryota; Metazoa; Arthropoda; Arachnida; Ixodida; Ixodidae
Product: protein kish-A
Biological process (GO): protein secretion; intracellular transport
Source: RefSeq, a predicted model, not a curated record
CAAUCCGUAUUUGGUUGCGGUUGGAUUUAGUGGACGGUAUUUUCUCGGCUCUGCAAGAGAGAGAAUCUUCGAUGUGGCGGUGCCAUUCGUUUCAUCAGAUUUAUGCAUCACUCCUAAGAUAUUGACCGAGUGCACGGUUUGUUUAGAUGACAUGCCAUGUCUGCCCUAUUCAACUUCCAAAGCCUGCUGGCCGUCGUGCUGCUACUGAUCUGCACCUGCGCCUACGUCCGCUCCAUCUACCCGAGUCUGCUGGAUAGGAACAAGGAAGGGUUCCUCGGCAUCUUUUGGAAAUGUGCACGCAUAGGUGAGAGGAAGAGUCCCUGGGUGGCGGGCUGCUGCAUUGCCAUGGUUCACCAUCCUCUUCUGGACGUGAGGAGUGAGCAUCGCGGACCAGGUGCCCCACCUAACUUCGAAUAAAGAUCACAUGUUUUACUAA